Molecule: messenger RNA, 288 nt
Organism: Effrenium voratum
Lineage: Eukaryota; Dinophyceae; Suessiales; Symbiodiniaceae
Source: the annotation of a GenBank genome assembly
AUGCUUGCACUUCGCAGCCGGCUUCGGCCGCUGGGCUGGCGGGGUUUCGCGGAAGGCGGCAUUGAAGCCGCAGUGACCAGCAAGCUGACAGAGGCCCUUGGAGCGAGCAACUGUGUGGUAGAGGAUCGCUCCGGCGGGUGCGGGCAAAGCUUUAACAUCCAGAUUGAGUCGGAGAAGUUCCGGGGACAGACGAAGCUCAAAUGCCAGCGAAUGGUGCAGGAAGUCAUCCGAGAAGAGAUCGCUCAGUGGCACGCCGUGUCGAUCCAGACCAAGGUCCCUGAGGAAUAA